AUGACGAGAUUAGUGGCUUUCAUCUUGCUGUGGUAUUCAUCCAAUGUCUUAUACAACGUGGUCAACAGGCGUCUACUGCAGGAAAUCCAUGCACCGAUUCGCAUAGCUUGGGUUCAGCUGGUCACUUUCUCCGGUCUGGCAUAUAUUGCGUGGCAAACGUCUGUGCUGCCCAAACCAACAGCACUACUGCAGAAUUUGACAGCAUUCGUGCCGAUCGGUAUUGCUUAUGCUGGUGGUCAAAUGGCCACCGUGUUGUCCCUGGCUUACGGCGAUGUGUCCCUGACCCACAUGGUGAAAUCACUGGAGCCUGUUGCGAAUGCUGUGCUGUCUGUGAUAGUUUUGGGAGAGUGCCUCCAUCCUAUCAGGUACGCAGCCUUGGCUGCAAUAAUGACGGGUGUGGCCAUGUGCUCUGCAGACCAUGUGGCAGUCCAGAGCACAACGGUGACAUGUGCAGCCAUUUCAAACGUCUGCUUUGCGCUUAGAAAUGUUUUGGCGAAGAAGAUCGGGGAUGGCGGCCACAGUGGGCACGAAAGCCCGGCAGUUGUGAAGACCAACCAGCUGGCCAUCUUGACCACGGUGUCUGCAUUGGUAUCAGCACCGGUGGCCAUAGUGGAGCAACUGUUGGACAAAGAACACACAUGGAUCGGUAGCUGGGGGCACCCUUGGACGCUCUUGAAGGCAAGCUUCUUAUUCGUAGCAUAUCAGGUCUCUUCCUUUUGGGUCCUGUCUUGCGUACAACCAAUCACACACAGCGUGCUGAAUACAUUCAAGAGAGUGGUUGUGAUUGCCACCGCGUGCGUUUAUUUGCUGGAGCCGAUCUCCUCUAUGCAAAUGAUCGGCGUGGCUGUUGCCACCUUGGGAGCAUGGGGUUAUGUCUGCCCGGAAAGUGGUUUCCGCGUUCCGUUUCGGAGGUGCAUUGCUGGCCCCCUGGGGCUGAGCCUCGCGUGCACGUGCGCAGGGAUGCUUUCAGGAAGGCGUCUUCCGUUCAGCUUUGACGUUGCAGAGGUUCAGAAGCCGAUCACCGUCCUGUUUGGCGCAAUCGGUCGGCAUAACUUUGGGGAUUUGCUCAUGGCACACGUGGCAGCCGAGCUGCUGCGCCAGCAUUGUGCUGUCGAGGAAGGAGACCUGGUUUUCGCCGAUCUUUUGGCAAGGGACUUGCGGACAUGGGGCGGGCACAACGUGCAGAGUGUGGUGUCCUUCGCCGAGCCAAAGUUUUCCAACACAACCGUCAACGUUGUUGCUCUUGGUGGAGAGACGGCGUCUUGUUCAGUCGGGGGUGCGCUUGACAUGCUGGUGAAUGGGAACGGAGCUGAGCAGAUGGCGCUGGAUGAGCUGACCAUGAGCGCAUCGCACUGGAUCAAGUUCAAGGCAGAAGCACCGCUUGCGUACAUCCUGCCGAAGAGCUUCUUCAAGAAGCCUGGCAAGUUUAUUACAAACACAAUCGGAGGCAUACCCACUGGCGACACUGACCCUCUCCUGCAGGAGUACGAUUUCUGCAGCACCCGGAAUCCGAUCGGCAACAUGACAUGGAAGCACUUGGCCCCUGACAGCGUCGUAGUGCUUCGCAGCUUGUUUGACGGCCGGAUUUCCUCGCGUGCUCCAGUCACUCCUAGGCCGUACAUUGCUGUACAAAUGAAGCAGAUGGGCUUUCCGACAAACUUUGCCAGUGAGCUUGCCUGGUCGGCGGGGGAGCUGUCUGCCGACCUCAUCUUUUUUCGCGCAGGUGCGGCUUUCGGACAUGACAGCUGGAGCAACUGCAAAAUCUGGCGUGGCAGGUGA
Symbiodinium sp. CCMP2592 is the source of this 1779-nucleotide messenger RNA. The record is from the annotation of a GenBank genome assembly. NCBI's taxonomy places the organism in Eukaryota, Dinophyceae, Suessiales, Symbiodiniaceae.